Molecule: messenger RNA, 4802 nt
Organism: Fimicolochytrium jonesii
Lineage: Eukaryota; Fungi; Chytridiomycota; Chytridiomycetes; Spizellomycetales; Powellomycetaceae
Product: ras guanine nucleotide exchange factor domain-containing protein
Exons: 8
Coding region: 173-4594 (1473 amino acids)
Biological process (GO): positive regulation of GTPase activity; Ras protein signal transduction
Cellular component (GO): plasma membrane
Molecular function (GO): guanyl-nucleotide exchange factor activity; protein binding
Source: RefSeq, a predicted model, not a curated record
GAUUGAUACGCGGACAGUGGUCAAUGCGCCCAUCCAUGCACAGGAGUCGACGUCGCCGGGAGAUCUGGGGACCAAGUCAUUACUGGAGUUAUGUCAGGACGGCGACGAAGCCCUGAUAGCAUCCCACUGCCACCGGAGCGCAGGCCCGAUCCUGCAGUCCAUCAACAUCCCGAUGGAUAACGCCGGCAACACCGUCCUCCACCUCGCCGUCUCCAUGAACGACGUCGCCUUCGCGUCGCUGUUACUGCUCAAGGGCGCGGACCCUAACACGGUCAACCGCGGCGGGAUCACACCAACAAUCAUCGCCCGGCGGAUGAAGUUCAAACGCCUCAUCAAGGUAUUGAAGAAACAUGGCGGUAAAGUCCCGCCAGAGGAGGAGAAGAUCGCCAUGUCGUUGGGUGCGCCUGUACCGAGACGAAAAAGCACGAAGAAGGGGUUGGCCGCGAAUGGGGGCGAUAUGUACAGUCAGCCAAAGAGCAUGUUGUUGACUGGCUCGUCCAAGGAUCUGUUGCUGGAUGGUGGGAUGACGCCUGAGACGACUCUAGCGGACGUACAUGUGCCCGGGGACGUUCCGCAGACGCCGACGAGUCCGUUGCCGUCCCCAGGCGGUGUCACGGAAGCGAAUUGGAGCGAGCUGGAGCGGCCUGCGGAUUUGCUGUAUGGUUUUCAGGCAUUCCCGACGAGUUCGCUGCCUAUAUACAAUGCAGCGUACCUUGGGCUGGGUCUGGAAGCGAUCGAGACGUUACCGCUGGACAUUCUGAACGCGCAUGAUGAGGUUGGAUCCACUGCUCUGAUGAAGGCUAGUCUGAGGGGACACCUCCCCGUCGUGAAAGCAUUACUGCUGCGAGGAGCUAAUGUGGAUUUGAUCGAUUACAUGGGGAACACCGCCCUGGUCUGGGCAGCAUUGGGCGGAAACCUCGACGUGGUCAAAACACUAGCUAAUCACCCUGGAAUAUCAUUGGAUGGGAAAACUCAACCCAUGCAUGAUGAUUGGGGCUACGCCUACCCCGUUACGCCGCUCGCCGCAGCCGGCACGGUAGGACACACGGCGGUAAUGGAGCAUCUCAUCGACGCCGGGGCAAACAUUAACCACACCUUUGGGCCAAACGGUUCCCGAACAGCGCUAAUGUGCGCCGCAUGGAUGAGGCGGGAGGAAGCGGUGCGGCUGCUCAUGAAGCGUGGUGCACACGUACCUGCGGAAGCAGAGAACUGGCUACGGAAAGGCUUCAUCUACCUGAAGAGAGCAGCGCUGGAUACCAACGCCUGGAGUGGGAGUCCCGGUGCGUUCGCCCGAAUCAUGGCCGCAGGCGGCUCCGGAGGCAUCUCGGCCGAAUCUACGGCGCCGCUCACCAUCAACACAUCGACGGCGACCCUGCCGCGGACCCGACGGAUGAGUUUGAAAGACAAAAUGUCAUACUUCUCGUCCGAGGAGUACGCGUCUCUCACGGCCCUGGAGGCCAUCAUGACCGACUCGUCAUCACCUCCUGCGUUCAGCAUGGCCAGUAUCAACAAAAGCAAUAAUAGUCUGCAGGCCGUCAGCGAGAAUGAGAGCAGUGCUAGUGGGAGCAAUGGGGAUCUGUUGAGCGCCGGGUCGGGCACGCCGAGGGCUCGGCAGGCAAGGAACGGGAACAGGAAUCGGUUUCGACAUGGUAUGAAUCUAGAUAAACUCAUCGGCCAAAAUCCCGAGAUCAUCGCCCAACUCACCGAACGAGUCCCCGACCGCGGCACCGAACUCGAUGCCCUCUGGGUCCAAGUCUUCCAACACGUCAUCCAGCUCCUCAUCGCCGCCAACCAGAACCGCAAAACGCAGUUCAUCGUCAUCUCCGCAAACGCCAUCCACCACGCCGGGGAGAUUGUUCGCGCCAUCGAGUCGUUGGAGAAAUCGCUCGGCGCACCGUCGACGGCCACCAACUCGUCCAUACGCCCCUUCUCGCCCAUCGGUACGUCCGGAUUUCCCGUGCUGGCCGCGACGCCCGACAGCAGCUCGAGCAUGUUCGCCAGCACCGCCGUGCGAGCAAGGAUCAAGGAUCUGACGAAGAUGGUGAAUAAUGACCUGCCGAAGCAGCUGAUGCUCACGACCCGGAUCGCGAUUGGGGUGUGGCCGCCGCAGCAUGCGAUGAGCGAUAUGAUCAAGGCGGCGAAUGAGCUCGGGAGGACGUGUCGGGAACUUACGGAUAUUGCCAAUAUGACGGGGUUGUUUCCUGUUCUGGACAAGGUUUUGGAGUUGCAGUUCUCAACCCUGGCCGCGGAAGAAGACUCCGGCUCCGGGACAACGGCAGCACCAAAGGACGCACCAGCCGAGGGUACGGCCGUUAUGGCUAGUCUUUCCUACGAGGAGUACAAGCGGCAAAACGACCUGAAAGUCCUCGAAGAGAUCUCCAAACAAUCCGCCAGCGUCCCAGACGCCGGUCCCUCCGAGCACCGCAACGAGCUCAGCGACACCGAGCAGGUAGAAGAGCAGCGGCGGCGGGAGCAGCUCCUCGACGAGCAGUUCUUUGGCCAGAUGGACCAGCUCCUCCUCUCCUUCGUGGAGGUCAUGAAGGAGAUCAAGCAGGCGUACCAGAAUCAUCUCAAGCACCAGUACGUGAGUCUCACGUCCACCGCCGCACACAGGGCCGAGGUCCUCAUCGACGAGAUUCGGGGUUACGAGUUGUUCGCAAACUUGACGGACGACUUGAUGUUCGACAACGACGACGCGGCCGUGCUGGCAGCCAAAGGCAUCGCGACGAACGGGUUUUCGUUCCCGGUGUCUGUUGCGGACAUCUGGUUCAGCGUGUUGCAGGAAGUUCGCAACGCCGCGCGGAAUGUGACCAUGAAAGGGAAGCUCGCCAGCGGAGUGAUGCCGCCGCCAAACGCCGCGGACGAAAUGGUCCGCUCGACCAUCCCAUGCCUCGUCGCCGUCAAGAAACUGGUCGUGAUUGGCAAAGAAGCCGCCCGGAAGAUCCGGCGGCAGUCGUUCGACAAAGUCACGAAGCGGGAUCGAUGGGCACGCGAUGUUGCGCAGAAUGAGCAUGUUAAGCAGCUGUUUCAGUUGUGGGAGGCGCAAGUGUUGCGGCCGCAGCGGACGUAUGACGAUGAGGGGCCCGCGCCUGUUGCGGGUGGCGCUGCUGCCGCGAGCGUUGCGACGUCUGCGGAGCCCGGAGCGGAGGAGCUUGGGAUGUUGAAGGAUGAUUGGGAAGGGUUGGUUUUUGAGCCGACUGGCGAUAAGGUGGCGGUGAAAGGAGGCCGGUUGACGAAACUUGUGGAGUGGAUGACCUCCGCGCAAAAUACUGACCCUGAAUUCGUCGUCAACUUCCUCCUCACUCACCACUCUUUCACAACCACCUCUGAGCUCCUGGACCUCCUCUUCCGCCGGUACAGCUUCACCGCCCCGCCGGCGCUCACCCGCGCCCAAUACGACGUGUUCCUACAACGCAAAGUGUUCCCCGUCAAGCGGUCCGUGUGCGCCGUGCUGCAGACAUGGGUGUCGAUACUGUUCGAGGAGGAUUUCACAUAUGGAUCGCAUGUGGGGGUGUUCAAGUUGCGGGAUUUUUGUGAGGGGACUGUGGCAAAGGAUUCGGAGGUGUGGAAGAAGGAGUUGAUGGGGUUGGUGGAGCGGAAGCUCAACGAGGUAACAAACCCACCUGCCCUCCUCAGCACGCCCACACCCACGGGCCCAACCCCCAAACUUCCCAAACUCCCCCCCGAAACCGACAUCAAUACGCUCCUCACCGCCAAUCUCCUCUACCAAGACCUGGACCCGAUCGAGCUCGCCCGUCAACUCGCCAUUCAGGAUCUCGAGCACUUUGCUAAGAUCAAGCCCCAUGAAUGCCUCGAUCAGAUUUGGGGGGAUAAGCGGCGGAAGGAGAUGGGGACUAAGGAUGUCCCGGUCGGGCCGACGGGGUUGGGGGACAUGAUUAAGCAUACUAAUAUUGUGACCAUGUGGAUCGCAAACUGCAUCAUCCGCAAUGAAGACCUCAAAGCACGGCGGGAGGCGCUGCGAUACUUUGCCCAGAUGGCAGUGCACUGCCAAGAACUGAACAACUUCAACGGCAUCACCGCCCUCAACGCCGCCAUGUCCAACGCCGCCGUCAACCGCCUGCACAAGACCUGGGAAGCCUUCCGCGAAAAGUAUCCGAAGCUGCACGAAGCCUACCUAGAGGCCAGCUCGACGGUCAGUCCCAAGGGGCAGUAUGCGAAUUACAGGAAGGUCUUGAAGGAGCUUGUGCCGCCCGCUGUGCCGUUUUUGGGUCGGUAUCUUCUUACCAUAUGUCACCCGCACAUAUUUCACUCGAUAUUCACAUCUUUUCAUGUUGCAGGUGUGUCCCUUACAGACCUAACAUUCAUGGAACUCGGCAACCCCGACUUCCUCCCCGACACCUCCCUCAUAAACUUCGACAAACGCCGCAAAGUCUACCAGAUCCUCACCGGCUCCAUUCAGAAAUUCCAGCAGCAGCCUUACAACCUCAUCGUCGUACCCGGGAUCCGCGAUUUCUUGAGCGGGUUGAGCAAUUUGCAACUGUUGAAUGAUGAUGAAUUGUACGAGAUGAGUUUGAAGGUGGAGAAGAAGGAGGAGGAGUUGAGUGAUGAGGGGGAGGAGGAUGGAGACGGGUAGAUUAAGUGUCUGAGAGUCUUUGAAAAGAGUAAGCUUGCUGUGAAAGGGGGUUCAUUUUGAGAUCAAUGCGUAUUUUUUGGGUCGAUGUUGGUGGGGGACGGAUCGUCGUCUGAAUGGGGAGAUGUAUCGGGUUGGGAUUUUGCCCUUUUUUUUAUUUAGUUGCUGUGACGAAGCAAAUACAUGUGUUUGGAAGUUUUGAGUAUAUGGG